Messenger RNA from Rotaria sordida, 2268 nucleotides. NCBI's taxonomy places the organism in Eukaryota, Metazoa, Rotifera, Eurotatoria, Philodinida, Philodinidae. The record is from the annotation of a GenBank genome assembly.
AUGAUUCUAUCAUCAUAUAAGAACGUAGUAUAUUUUCGACCACUAACUAACGGGAAAGAUCGACAAAAUGUGAAUGAUUUUUUGAAAGUGAACAAAUUGGACGGCCAUUUUCCUACUAACGGACUUUUGACAAACCCUGAGCAAACUAGAAAUAAUCAACCAAAUAAAAUCAUUUUACUUCGGACCAAUUCAAGAGAUGUAGGAUUCCAAUAUAGAUUAUCGGAUGAACAAGAAACACCUUGUGAAAAUCAUCAACAACAAAUAUCAAAUUAUUCACCGAUGGAAUCUUCACAUCAUUCAUUUAAUUCAUUUAGUUAUCCAAAAACAGUAAACAAUUUCAAUCAAACUAUAACGACAUCGAAUAAAAAAUCUUUUGAUGAUCAAAUGAUUCCAUUGUUUAGAUCAGAUGCAACCACAAUAUAUUCAACCUUUUGCAAUAUCGAGCAAUUUGAUCAUAACAAAUCACGACUUCUUCAAUAUAUUGAUUCAAAUAUCAUUGGUAAAAAUAUUCGAAUCAAUACUCCAUGGGGAUCUCGAAAAAUGAUCUAUGCUGAUUAUACAGCAUCUGGACGUGGUCUAACAUUUAUCGAACAUUAUAUGUUGAACAACGUCUUACCUCAUUAUGCUAAUACACAUAGUGAUAAUAACGCAUGUGGACGACAAACUACGAAAUUUCGUGAAGAAGCACGAACAAUGAUUAAACGAUAUGUCAAUGGAACCAAUGAUGAUGUUGUUAUUUUUACUGGAUCAGGAUCGACAGCUGCGAUUAAUAAACUUGUUCAUGUUUUACAACUGAAUGAUGAAGAAGUUCGAAGUAAAACUGUUGUUUUCAUUAGUGCAUUUGAACAUCAUUCAAAUAUUUUACCAUGGAUAGAAUCAGGAGUUAAAGUUAUACGUAUUCCUAAUGAUAAGCAAGGUCUUAUUGAUGAAGAUUUUUUAGAAAAUCGUUUGAAAUAUUAUCAUAAUAAUAUUAAAAAACAGAUUAUUUGUACAUUUAAUGCUGCUAGUAAUGUAACCGGUAUUCAAACUGAUGUUGAUCGUAUUUCAAGACUUGUUCAUCUAUAUAAUGGUUGGAUUUUUUGGGAUUAUGCAGCAGCAGCACCUUAUGUUAAAAUUGAUAUGAACCCAUCCAAACUUACUUAUAAAGAUGCUAUUUUUAUUUCUCCACAUAAAUUUGUUGGUGGACCAUCGACACCAGGUAUUUUAAUAGCUAAAAAAACCUUUUUCACCGAUCGAGUUCCAUCCGAUGUUGGAGGUGGUACAGUGAAUUUUGUAACUCGUACACGUAUUGAAUAUGUAACAGAUAUUGAAAGACGUGAAGAAGGUGGAACACCGAAUAUUCUUGGUGCUAUUCGAGCUGGUUUAGUUUUUCAUUUAAAAGAAUCAGUUGGUUAUCAUGUAAUCGAAGCACGUGAACAUGUAUUAGUCAAAAAAGUUUUUGCACGAUUUCGAAAUCAUCGAACAUUAAUUAUACUUGGAUCAACAACUAUUCCUCGACUAGCAAUAUUUUCAUUUCGUAUUUAUGUACCAUCAUUAGAUAAAUAUAUACAUCAUAAUUUUAUUUGUGUAUUAUUAAAUGAUUUAUUUGGUAUUCAAGUACGAUCAGGAUGUUCUUGUGCUGGACCUUAUGUUUUAGAUCUACUUGGUAUUGAUGAUAAAACAAUAGAUAUUUAUACAAAAUUUAUUACACAAGAGGACAAUGAUCGACUUCAUGGAAUACCUAAAAUUGAAUUAAUGAAACCUGGAUUUGCCCGAUUUAAUUUAUCAUAUUUUGCAAAUGAUGAAGAAAUUGAUUAUAUUUUAAAUGCAAUUGAAUUUAUUGCAAAUGAUGGAUGGAAAUUUUUAUCAUUGUAUACUUAUGAUGUGAAAACAGCUGUUUGGCGUCUUCGUACUAUGCCAUCAGAAAAUAAUUUUUCUCACUUUCAUAGUCUUCAAAUGGUUACAUAUCAAAAUGAUACAAUGGAAGAAAAUAUUUUACAGCAACAAAUGGAAUUUCAUAAUUCAAAUUCUUCUCACUUAAUGAUAGAUUCAUCUUCAUCAGAUGAUCCGAUCGAACAAGCUAAAUCAAUGGCAAAUAAUAUAUCAAAAUAUGUUUAUGAAAAUGUUGAUCUUCGAAUGGAACCGCCAAUAAAUAUUCCAGAUGAAUAUAAAGAUUUGAUUUGGUUUGUUACAUCUAGAGACAUUAUUCAAAAAAUAAUCAUUGAUUAUGAACAAAAUCUAAAAACUUAUUCUAAACCAGUACCAUUUCGUUCGAAAAUGUAUCAUUAA